Molecule: messenger RNA, 2101 nt
Organism: Fopius arisanus
Lineage: Eukaryota; Metazoa; Arthropoda; Insecta; Hymenoptera; Braconidae
Gene: Pgm1
Product: phosphoglucose mutase 1
Exons: 6
Coding region: 231-1913 (560 amino acids)
Biological process (GO): carbohydrate metabolic process
Cellular component (GO): cytosol
Molecular function (GO): phosphoglucomutase activity; magnesium ion binding
Source: RefSeq, a predicted model, not a curated record
UUCUUCAUCCCGCACACUUAUAUGCGUAACCAGAAUAAUCACAACGGAGCCGAUAUUCCAUCGUCCUUGAGUGACAUUGGAAUAUUAGAGCCCAGUUUGUUAUCGCGGUUAAACGCAUCAUUUAUACUGACUUGAUUAGAACUUCGGUUUCUUUGAAAGUGUCAGUUCUACUCAUUCAGUUUUCAUUUCGGAGCGUUUUUAUAUUUUUAUUCCAUUUAUUUCUGAUAAAAAUGUCGAUUGUUGAAAUUCAAACGAAAAUUUAUGAUGAUCAGAAACCGGGAACCUCGGGUCUUCGUAAAGCAGUGAAGGUAUUUCAACAAGAGCAUUACACUGAGAAUUUUAUUCAAGCCAUUCUCACAACCCUCGGACAUGAGAUAACUGGCGCAACACUAGUCGUCGGUGGUGACGGACGUUAUUAUGUAAAAGAAGCCGUUGAAAAAAUUAUUAGAAUUGCAGCGGCCAAUGGGGUAGGAAAAUUAAUCAUUGGUCAAAAUGGGAUAUUAUCUACACCCGCAGUUUCGACUAUAAUCCGCAAAUACAAAACUCAUGGUGGAAUUGUUCUCACCGCAUCGCACAAUCCCGGCGGUCCAAAUGCUGAUUUUGGGAUUAAAUUCAACUGCAACAAUGGAGGACCAGCCCCUGAUCAAGUGACGAAUCAAAUCUAUGACCUCACCAAAUCCCUAAAAUCCUACAAAAUAGUUCCCGAUAUCAACAUUGACAUUUCUAAAAUCCAAACUCACAAAGUAUUAGUCGCUGGAAAUCCUUUUGUCAUCGAUGUUGUGGAUGCCGUGGAAGAUUAUGUGGCGUUGAUGAAAGAAAUAUUUGAUUUUCCAAGUAUUAAAUCGCUUCUGCAAGGCAACAAGGACAAACCCAAGUUUCAAGUACUCAUCGAUUCCCUCAACGGAGUGACUGGCAUAUACGUCAAACGCAUAUUCGGCGUUGAACUUGGUGUCGAUGAUGCGUCUAUGGUACACGCCCAACCCCUUGAAGAUUUCGGAGGUCUCCAUCCAGAUCCUAAUUUAACUUAUGCCGCCGAUCUCGUCAACAGUAUACGAAAUGGUACCCAGGAUAUGGGAGCGGCAUUCGAUGGUGAUGGUGAUAGGAAUAUGAUAAUUGGAAAGAAGGCAUUCUUUGUUACACCGUCAGACUCCAUUGCUGUGUUGGCAGCUAAUUUGGAUAUCAUACCGUACUUUCAAAAGACUGGGAUCAAGGGAUACGCACGAUCAAUGCCUACAGGUGCUGCUAUAGAUCGGGUGGCUGCUAAAAAAGGAAUUGAAUGCUUCGAGGUACCAACUGGAUGGAAAUAUUUCGGUAACUUGAUGGAUGCUGGCCGUCUGUCUCUUUGUGGAGAAGAAAGUUUUGGCUCUGGUUCUGAUCACAUUCGAGAGAAAGACGGUAUCUGGGCAGCUUUGGCAUGGCUCAAUGUGAUAGCCAAACUUAAUAAAUCAAUUGAAGAGAUUUUAAAAGAUCAUUGGAAUGCUUACGGUCGAAAUUUUUUCACACGUUAUGAUUACGAAAAUUGUGACAUCGAUGGAGCGCGUAAAGUGAUGACAGAAAUUGAGAGAAAAAUCGAUGAUCCGAGUUUUAAAGGCACGAAAUUCGAAUGCGGUAGUAAAAUUUAUGUUGUCAAAGAAGCAGAUAAUUAUUCGUAUAAGGAUCCCAUCGAUGGAAGUGUCGCUACGAAACAGGGUUUACGAAUUCUCUUCGAAGAUGGGUCACGCAUAAUCUAUCGGCUAUCCGGCACUGGAAGCUCGGGUGCAACUAUCAGAUUUUACAUCGAAAGUUAUGAGUCAGAUCCCAAAACCUUCGAUAAAGACACACAACAAGUGUUGCAGCCCCUCGUCGAGAUUGGCCUUGGACUGGGGAAAAUCAAAGAAUUCACUGGCCGCGAUGCUCCCACAGUCAUCACAUAAAUCAACUUAAAUUUAUUUUCUCCCAAUUUCCCUCAUUUUAUUUGGAUCUCCAUGAUUAAUCUACCAAUCCCAUUAACUUCCGUUGAAAGUGGUAAAAUGGAACAUGUCAAAGGUACUCAUAUGUAAUUGAAAGUUAAUUCUUUCAUAUCCGAUAAAAUUUUCAAAUAAAUACCUUUUCUGCCGGGGCA